AUGCCGCGCAUCAACAGCCUCACGUGGCUGGUCGGCUUCCCCUGCCUGCUAGCCCUGGUCACCUGGCGCACCGUCUCGUGGCCAUACACCAAGGUCGAAGAGAGCUUUACGAUUCAGGCUGUCCACGACAUCCUGAGCUACGGCGUCAGUCCCACUGCUCUGGAACGAUUCGACCAUCAAGUGUUUCCUGGUGCGGUGCCUCGCUCGUUCGUAGGCCCACUCGCACUCGCAGCGGUCGCCUACCCUUUUCUGUGGCUGUGCCGCGCCGUUGGAGCGGUUCAGACGUCGGCCGAUGUCCAAGCCAUCGUUCGUCUCUGCCUCGGAACAGCCAAUGCCGCUGCUGCUGCUUUCUUCGCACAGGCAAGCUUCGCUUCGGCGAACGACGCCAAGAAUGCUCGUGGCAGCGUGUCGUCAUCAGCCCGCACACAACUCGGCUUCUUCUUUGCCAUCACCGCGACGCAGUUCCACUUUGGCUUCUGGGUGAGCCGCACCAUCCCCAACUCGAUCGCGUUGCCUUUCGCUGUGAUGGCACUCGCAUUAGUCUGCCGCAAUUUGGACUUGAACUCGAAAUGCGCCCAACGAAGCAGCAGGGACAUUCGCAUUGCCCUCUGGCUACUCACCUUCAGCGCCGUGAUUCUACGUUCGGAGAUCGCGGCGACGAUCAUCCCGGUGGGACUCUACCUCUUAUUCACCGGCAGAUUCGGUCUUCUGGCAGCGAUCAAGACUGGUCUUGCCGCAGCGACCUUCAGCGUCGCCGUGACCACCUUCAUCGACACGUACUUUUGGCAAGAUUUGCAGCAAAAUACAGCUCAGGGUAUCCUUACCGCCUUCACAACGGCCGUCGUGCGGGGAUUCCGAGGAGAAGGACCACCGCCUCUGUGGCCGGAGCUGAAUGCGCUGGUCUUCAACGUGGUCGAUGGCAAGAGCAGUGAGUGGGGCGUGUCGCCUUGGCACGCCUACUUCACAGCCCUGCUGCCCAGGCUGCUCGUGUUUUCCGAAUCGCUGUUGCUAUACGGGGCGAUAGAGGCAAUGUCAGCUCGUCCUUCUGCCCUGACGGUCCGGGCAAGAUUCCUUCUGCUCACGGCUGGCUGUCAUAUGGCAGUGCUCAGCUGUCUCGGCCACAAAGAAUGGCGCUUUAUCCUGUACGUCGUUCCGGCCCUCAACGCGGUCAGUGCCGGUGGGGCCGAAAUGCUCACUCGCAGCACAGUCCGCAAGAUUGCUUUGGUCACACUGCUCGCGCUGCAAGUUGGCCUGAGCUGGCUCUCGGGCCACCUGAGCGCCAUCAACUAUCCAGGCGGACAAGCUCUCGACCUACUGCACAGACAGCUCGCCUUGGAAUCCAGCAUGGGCCCGGUGAUCGUCCACAUAGACGUAGCAGCCGCGAUGACCGGCGUAUCGCUCUUCCAGUCCUUGAACAUGCCUCGUGACGGAUCGGGUGGGCUGGUGGAUCGAUUCGCCGGCGUCGUCCCCUCCAACUGCGAAACGCACGGAUGCUGGGUGUACGACAAGACCGAGGACUUACCGGUCUCGGGGCCUCAAGCCGCAGAGGCAUGGAGCAAGUUCACGCACCUCCUGGAGUACUCUCGCGAGUGUCGCGUGAUGUUGUCAUCUUCGGAUGCGACCGCAACUCCUCUGCCGGACGACGAGCAGCCGUUCGAGCCUCUCACAUCCCCCGUCACCAUGUUUGCCGGUUUCCGACGCAAGACUGUCGCGCAAAUCCUGAGGGACCUUGCGAGCGCUCCCAAGGCUACAGUCGUGGCCAUUCUCGGCUCGUCAGAAGACAACUCUCAGCCGAACCCGAUGCGGCUCCUUCUCCCAUUAGACAUCCUAGAGGAGCCAGCGAUAUGGCUUUGUCGGCGCAAGGACGCAAAAUAG
Molecule: messenger RNA, 1875 nt
Organism: Moesziomyces antarcticus
Lineage: Eukaryota; Fungi; Basidiomycota; Ustilaginomycetes; Ustilaginales; Ustilaginaceae
Product: glycosyltransferase family 22 protein
Exons: 1
Coding region: 1-1875 (624 amino acids)
Biological process (GO): protein N-linked glycosylation
Cellular component (GO): endoplasmic reticulum membrane
Molecular function (GO): alpha-1,6-mannosyltransferase activity
Source: RefSeq, a predicted model, not a curated record